AUGAUUAUUGUAUUUAUUUUUACAGAGGCUAACUACAGUUCAACGGAAACAUGGGAAACGACGACGAUCAUCAUUCAGGAUCCAAAGAUCACAAAAAAGAUAAACCUCAUAGCUCUAAGGAUAAAAAAAAAGACGAGCACAGUCAUCAUAAAUCGGGUUCCAAACAUCGUUCUGGGUCAUCGUCUUCUUCAUCGAAGUUGUUUAUUUUCUCUAAGUUUCCUAUAAUUAAUUCAAUGUUUGUUGUUUAACAUUUAACUUAGAUCGGACUCUGAUCAUAAAAAGAAGUAAAAGUCAUGGAAUUAAUGAAAAUGAAACGUUUUUACAAUUUUUAUCAUUAGUUAUUUUCUCAUUAAAGUUAAUUAUUAUUAAAAUACAUUCGUUUAAGUAAAUGU
Schistosoma margrebowiei is the source of this 392-nucleotide messenger RNA. Lineage: Eukaryota; Metazoa; Platyhelminthes; Trematoda; Strigeidida; Schistosomatidae. The record is from the annotation of a GenBank genome assembly.